Molecule: messenger RNA, 393 nt
Organism: Rodentolepis nana
Lineage: Eukaryota; Metazoa; Platyhelminthes; Cestoda; Cyclophyllidea; Hymenolepididae
Source: the annotation of a GenBank genome assembly
AUGAUCGACUCACCUGCAAGUAGAGAAAUUGCUGCGGCUUUAGAUUUAAUAAAAGACCCUUCAAACGAGAUUCUGGAGUGUCGUUAUUGCACUGAAAGGUGCCUGUAUCUUUCAAUUAAAUGUGAACCCGAACUUUCAUUUUUGCUGUUUAUUCCUGUUGAGUAUCCAUCCGAGAAACUGAAGAUUUGUCAACUUUCCGAAGGCGUCACUAUUGGCGACAUUAAAAAGAGCAUCUAUAAUAUAAGUGAUGCAGUUCUAAUGAUUAUGACAGUUGUUUGUACUGAAUUUAAGAAACCAAUACCCCGUUUGGCGGUUAAACAAAACCCUGGUUUGUAUCUAGAAUGGAUGUUUGAUUUAAUCAAUAUUGGAGCUGUUAAAACCUCAGAAGAGUGA